Messenger RNA from Micromonas commoda, 997 nucleotides. RefSeq lists its product with no specific name. The record is from RefSeq and is a predicted model, not a curated record. The transcript is spliced from 5 exons. Gene Ontology annotation, molecular function: structural constituent of ribosome. Bases 1 to 846 code for a protein of 281 amino acids. Gene Ontology annotation, biological process: translation. Gene Ontology annotation, cellular component: ribosome. NCBI's taxonomy places the organism in Eukaryota, Viridiplantae, Chlorophyta, Mamiellophyceae, Mamiellales, Mamiellaceae.
AUGACUUACUACCUAAGCGUAGUACUCGCCUUAGUUAUGGGAAAGGUUCACGGUUCGCUCGCUCGUGCCGGCAAGGUCCGCGGUCAGACUCCCAAGGUCGCCAAGCAGGACAAGAAGAAGGUGCCCAAGGGUCGCGCUGGCAAGCGCAUUAAGUACAACCGCCGUUUCGUGAACGUCGUCGUCGGCCUGGCGCGUCUCCGGCCCAUUCGGACUCGUCAAUUCACCACCAUGGCGAGCUGGGUGAGCGCCGCGCUGCGGAGCGCGGCGGGAAGCGUAGUAGGGAACAUCAAGACGGUUUAUUCAGGUAGCAUUAUUAGUGUCGCGAAGCGAAGCGAAGGGCUUGCCACGCCCGGGUCGACGCGGCCUCUCGGCGUCUCACUCUUCUCCACGGCUGCCGUGGUUGGAGACGGCGCCGGCGACCGGCCGCGGGACUCCGCGCGGGCUCCGAAACGGCGGGCCGGCUCGAACAAGCAAGGGCCCGUCGACUUCAAGCCCGACCUCGUGAAGCGUUACCUCGGUCCCGAGCUGUUGAGCGCGGGCGAGGCGAACAGGCUGACCUUACGCAAGGUGAGGGAGGCGUUCGCAUCGCACGCGCACGACUGCGGCGGAUCCGCGGUGCAGAUCGCCGCGCUCACGGAGAAGAUCAGGUACAUGACGGAGCAUCUGAGGACGCACCACAAGGACAAGGCUUCCAUGCGGGGCCUCGUCGCCAUGUUGGAGCGAAGGAAGAAGCUGCUGAGGUACCUGCGAAAGUCCGACGGCGACGCGUACGGCGAGGUCAUCUAUCGGCUGGGACUCAAGGACCGGUCGUUUGUGGAGGACAAGUACAAGACGUCGAAGAAGUGAGGGUUUGAAACCCUCGCGUCCUCGGCGUCAACGCGAAACAAAUCAGGAAAAAAGCAAAACUGCGACCCGCUUCGGUGGUGAGCAUCGUGUACCUAGCUCCGGCACAGCUGGCGGUUGUUUUAAUGGAACCAUCAGACGCCUGGAGUCACGA